Molecule: messenger RNA, 6285 nt
Organism: Anolis carolinensis (green anole)
Lineage: Eukaryota; Metazoa; Chordata; Lepidosauria; Squamata; Anolidae
Gene: dvl3
Product: dishevelled segment polarity protein 3
Exons: 16
Coding region: 151-2358 (735 amino acids)
Biological process (GO): intracellular signal transduction; canonical Wnt signaling pathway
Cellular component (GO): cytosol
Molecular function (GO): frizzled binding
Source: RefSeq, a predicted model, not a curated record
GCGGGGCUUGUUGUGCUUCUGCUGCUGCGGCGGCUGCUUCUUGGGCCUGCAGGCGCUGCCGGAGCCCCGCGCUGGCGUGAGCGAGCUCCCCGGGGGAGAGAGCGAGCGAGCGGGAGAGAUUGCGCCUGCCUGCCUUCCUCUUCCGCGGCCAUGGCGGCGCCUGCAGCGGGAGCGUCGGCGGCGGAGACCAAAAUCAUCUACCACCUGGACGAGCAGGAGACGCCGUACCUGGUGAAGGUGCCCAUCCCGGCCGAGCGGGUCACGCUGGGCGACUUCAAGGCCCUCCUCAACCGGCCCAGCUACAAGUUCUACUUCAAGUCCAUGGACGACGACUUCGGGGUUGUGAAGGAAGAAAUCUCCGAUGACAAUGCAAGGCUUCCCUGUUUCAACGGCCGAGUGGUAUCAUGGCUUGUAUCAGCUGAAGGCUCUCAUUCGGAUGCCGGAUCUGUUUGUGCCGACAAUCAGCCAGAGUUGCCACCCUCCAUUGAGCGAACAGGAGGGAUAGGAGACUCCAGGCCACCUUCUUUUCACCCCAACACUGGAGGAAGUCGGGAGAACCUGGAUAAUGAGACAGAAACUGACUCCGUGGUGUCAAUACAGAGAGAACGACCCCGCAGAAAAGAUGGACCUGAACAUGUGCCCAGGGUGAACGGGACGGCCAAAGGGGAACGUCGGCGGGAACUCGGUGGCUAUGAAAGCUCCUCCACCCUCAUGAGCAGUGAACUGGAGACCACCAGCUUCUUUGAUUCAGAUGAGGAUGAUUCCACUAGCAGGCUUAGCAGCUCCACAGAACAGAGCAGUGCCUCCCGCCUGAUGAGAAGGCACAAGCGACGUCGGCGGAAACAGAAAGUACCACGUAUUGAGCGGUCCUCGUCCUUCAGCAGCAUCACAGAUUCCACCAUGUCGCUGAAUAUUAUCACCGUCACCCUCAACAUGGAGAAAUACAAUUUCCUGGGUAUUUCCAUUGUUGGACAGAGCAAUGAGCGUGGUGAUGGUGGCAUCUACAUCGGUUCCAUCAUGAAAGGAGGUGCUGUGGCAGCAGAUGGAAGGAUUGAGCCAGGAGAUAUGCUGCUCCAGGUGAACGAUAUCAACUUUGAGAACAUGAGCAACGAUGAUGCUGUGAGAGUGCUGAGGGAGAUUGUGCACAAGCCUGGACCCAUCACGUUGACUGUUGCCAAGUGUUGGGAUCCUAGCCCCAGGGGCUGCUUCUCGUUGCCUAGGAUUGCUCCCCAGCGGAUCUGGGCUGGGCCAGACUCUCCAUGCUCCGAUCCGGGUGAGCCCAUACGACCCAUUGACCCAGCUGCCUGGGUUUCCCAUACUGCGGCGAUGACUGGCACCUACCCAGCGUACGGUAUGAGCCCAUCCAUGAGUACAAUCACUUCCACCAGCUCCUCCAUCACCAGCUCCAUCCCAGAAACCGAGCGCCUCGAUGACUUUCACCUGUCCAUCCACAGUGACAUGGCCACCAUUGUCAAAGCCAUGGCCUCGCCUGAGUCAGGCUUGGAGGUACGCGACCGCAUGUGGCUGAAGAUCACAAUCCCCAAUGCUUUCAUUGGUUCUGACGUGGUGGAUUGGCUCUACCACCACGUGGAAGGCUUCACAGACCGACGAGAAUCCCGCAAGUAUGCCAGCAACCUGCUGAAGGCUGGCUACAUUCGGCACACUGUCAACAAGAUCACCUUCUCGGAGCAGUGCUAUUACAUCUUUGGCGACCUCUGUGGCAACAUGGCCAGCCUCUCCUUGCACGAUCACGAUGGAUCCAGCGGUGCCUCUGAUCAAGACACAUUGGCUCCACUGCCCCAUCCGGGAGCUGCUCCGUGGCCCAUGGCCUUCCCAUACCAGUACCCUCCGCCCCACCCAUACAACCCCCAUCCUGGGUUUCCUGAUCCAGGUUACAGCUACGGAGGGGGCAGUGCAGGCAGCCAGCACAGCGAAGGAAGUCGGAGCAGUGGCUCAAACCGCAGCGGCAGCGAGAGAAGGAAGGAGCGAGAGCCCAAGGCCGGAGAGUCCAAGUCAGGCGGCAGCGGCAGCGAGUCGGACCACACCAGUCGCAGCAGCAUGCGCCGGGAGCGGGCGGCCAGUGAGCGCUCGGUGCCGGCCAGCCAGCGCAGCCACCACUCGAUGGCCCACAGCCUCCGGAGCCAUCAUAGCCAGCAGUCCUACGGGCCCCCAGGCCUCCCGCCGCUCUACAGCCCUCCCAUGCUCCUGAUGCCUCCACCGCCACCCUCCGCCCUGGGACCCCCGGGGGCCCCCCCUGGCCGAGACCUGGCCUCCGUGCCCCCCGAACUGACGGCCAGUAGACAGUCCUUCCGAAUGGCCAUGGGCAACCCCAGUGAGUUCUUUGUGGAUGUAAUGUGAAGCACCGCCCCUCCCUGCCUCUGUCCCUGAAUGUCUGCUGCCCGCAACGGUUUGUCUUCUAGGAACAACCCAGCCUCAGCCUGUGUGGGAUGUCCUUUUUAUUAUUUUAUUUGGUCUUGAUAAUUAUGAAAAGGGAAAAACAAAAAUAAACUGAACUAAACAUGUUUUGAUUCUAAUCCCUGCCUGCAAGUGGACCUGGCCGCCUCCCCCGACUCCCCCCUGGACUUGAUUGCCGAAGUGAAUGCCCUUGCUUGCACCGGUCCCCUAAUACUUUUUCUAACCCCAUUAAUCUGCAUCUGCCUGGGGCCUCCGCCGCUCGCCUGUGUUUUUUGUGCCGGCUCACUGCUCCUGCCCUAAACACGUGCCCUCUUUCUUCUCGCCCCUUUUUGUGUUCCUUUCUGUCGAGCAGCCAAGAAUUACGGGGUGUUUGACUUCCUUUGAGCCGGCCACCCACGGUGGGGAGAGCCGCGGCGUGUUGUGGCGGUUCUGGUGGUGGUCCGGCUCCCCAUCCAACAGAGGAAGACUCAGUACCUUACAGGCAGGCACUUGGGCCCAUCUGGGGGCUGAAGAUGGCUCUUUUCCUACCGGUGGAAAAACACCCCAUCUAUUCCAUAACUUGGGGAGGGGAAACGGGGCUCAAAUCCAGUUUCGUGUGUCUUCAGUCUGUCAAAUGUAGCAACUUAGUGGCUAUUCACACUAGUUUCAGAGGUGAAACAAAUUCCAACCAAGCCAGGCAGUGGAGACCUCCCCUUGCUAUGGCCGAUUGAUUCCCAAACUGCAACAAGGGCCUCCUGGGGAAAUGCCAGAAACCCUUUAGGAAGCUUGCACUCUUCCAUGAUUCUCUGCUUCCCAAAGUCUUGACUGGGACCAGUAGUGAGAGUGCCAGCCCAUCGUAUUCUCUGUUAUGCCAAGUUCCUGAAACUACCAAAGGUACGAGUGCCAUUCCCUCCUUCUGGAAAUUGCAUCCACUUUUCCCCUCCAAAUGGAUUUUCCUGUGUCAGCGCUCAAAGUGAAUGGUCUUCUUGUUGUGUCUGUUCUUCUGGUGUCCUAUCAGAGCUUUUUUUUCCUAUCAUAUCUGUGCACACUUUUGUUAGCUUAACCACCCUGGACCUCUUAUCAGUUGCGAAAUGUAGUGUGUUUUCCAUACCCAAUUUCAUUUGCUGUUUUGUUUGAACUUCCUGCAUCCCUAUGACAACUGCAUUGCUGCUUUUUUUCUCCUUUCUUCUUGUAAUUCUUUCUUCCUCAUUUUCUUUCUGGUGUUCUUGUUUUUAGUGUCCUAUUAUCCUUUCGUUCUUCUAUGCUUUUCAUAACCCCAAAAGCACAUUAAAGCAAACAAGAGGGAGAUUGCUGCAUUUCUAGAAGAGUAGCUGACCUUCCAAUUUACUUAGACCCUUUCACUGGAACAUGGACCUCUAGUUCAUGUUCUUUUUUACUGUUUGUGGGGAAAUUGUGGGUCCUGAUUUUCAUAGUUGUGAAGAUACAAUUUGUAGAAAUCUCCAAGUGAAGGAAAUUUGGUCUGUUAAUCUAUUCCAUGGGUAUUGGAUGUAUUCUCAUCAGUAGAUAAGCAGAAACAAAUGGAACCUAGAACAAAAUGCAGAGCUUCUGUUCAUUGUUUGGCAGCCUACAAUGCCCCGUUCCCUAUAUUUGGAAAAAGGCGGGAUAAAAGUAAACUAACUAGCCUACCAUGCCCCAUUCCAUAAGGCUCCACUUCAUGUCACCGUAGCAUCCAACAGUCAGGCAAUAACUCCUUAUUGGCCUGUUUUGCAGCACUUCUUUCUAAAGAUUCACAUGAAAGUUGAGAGUUUUCUGCAAAACCACUGAUCCCUUCCUUUCGUGUCAGUCUGUUUCAGGUUUGAUGGCCUUAAUACAAACUGUCUGUCAGAGAGUCCUGCUUGGUUGCAGUGGCAACACUUGAGGCAAAGCUAGGCAGCUAGGCCAUCUGUGUCACUAGAAAAGGAUGGUGAGGUCCAGAUUCAAGCUUAGAAAAAGAGGUGGCAAUAGUUGAUCCAGGAAAGUCUCUGCAAAUGCCAGACUCUUUUUGUGUGAGUGGUGGUGCUUGACUUUAUCAUAAGGGUAGUCAGGCAGAGUAUGGAUUGAGGCAUCCAAGGAAUAACAUGGAAGUUGUCUUAAUCUGUGGAAGCUACACUCUUUACAUAACGGAUCAGUGGAGUUACCUUUGCAGGAUUACAUUAUUGUAACCAUGGAGUACACACAUCUAUGUUUUUUCAGUAUUUUGAAUAGUGUCCACUAUAAUAGUGUCCACUAUUAUAACUCAGCUGCCAGUGAGGAGGAUUGCUAAAGGUGGUAGCCUGUUUUACUUUUUGGUAGAUUUUCUCCUUUUGGUAGACUAUGCUGUGCCUCAUGUACUUCUGCCUUUUACUUACUGACUUAUUUGCCUGUUGAAUGAAGCACAAGUGGGAACUUCAGAUCAUUUCACCUUGUUUUCCUAGCACCGGGGGAGACUUUAGAGAGCUACUUCUCUCAGCUUUGAGAGACAAAAAAGGGGAGCAAGCAAAAAUAAUAAAUAAAAUAUAUACACUUAGGAUAGAUUUUGUAUGACCAAGUUUAUCCUGAAAGUAGACUGAUCCCACCUUCUGAGGCAAAUAUUUGCCAGCUGCUGUAGGAGGUUGAGUAGGCUUUGACCGAAGGCCCUUCCACACAGCCAUAUAACCCAGAAUAUCAAGGCAGAUAAUCCACAAUAUCUGCUUUGAACUGGAUUAAAUGAGUCCACACUGCCAUAUAAUUCAGUUCAAUGUGGAUUUUAUACAGCUGUGUGGAAGGGGCCUCGGAUAUCCAUCCCAAUGCUAUGGUGCAUAGAGACAAACAGGCUUUGAAAACCACCUACAGUAGAGUCUCACUUAUCCAAGCUAAACGGGCCAGCAGAAGCUUGGAUAAACGAAUAUCUUGGAUAAUAAGGAGGGUUUAAGGAAAAACCUAUUAAACAUCAAAUUAGGUUAUGAUUUUAUGAAUUAAGCACCAAAACAUCAUGUUUUACAACAAAUUUGACAGAAAAAGCAGUUCUAUACGCAGUAAUGUUAUGUUGUAAUUACUCUAUUUACAAAUUUAGCACCAAAAUAUCACGAUAUAUUGAAAACAUUGACUACAAAAAUGGCUUGGAUAAUCCAGAAACUUGGAUAAGCAAGGCUUGGAUAAGUGAAACUCUACUGUAUUUGGGAACUGAUUUGAUAGUUCUGCUGUCUUCAAGAUGUGAAUGAGCCCCAGGACACCAGAGAAAAGAGAGCAGGAUGGAUGCAGGUGAUAAUCUCUCUCCCCAUUUCUUUUCUCCUUGCAUCUGCUUUGCUUCCCUUCCUUUUCCCAGUGUUGUCUUCUCAUCUCUUUCUGGAUGAAAGAGCAACCAGUUUGGGGCUAAAAAGAAAUGUAUGUAACGAUGAUCAGUCCAGGCUCCUCUGCUGGAAGAUGAAAACAGUUUCCAUGGGAACACUCUGUCACUUGUAGUCCUGCCAUAGAACAGACAUUUUGGCACCGGAUUGGGAGAAUCAUUCCUUUCUGGCAUUCAUGCUGCCAGGUGGAAAUAGCAAUGACAGACAGGAGCCUUGCAGGAAAUGAGACAUCUUCCCUUGAUAUAAUUCCCAGUGUUUGAGUAGAUUGAGUGUUGCACUAAGACUUCACUCAUGUCUGCUAUGUAAGGCUAUGUAAGGUUAUGUAAGGUUAAGGCUGUUUCGCUGUCACGUUAGCCAUCCCUUUUAUAUUUUCCUGGAUGCGACAUUGCCACCUAGCCUGCCCUCUCUGCUGGCCGCUUCCUUUACCAGGUACUACUACACUUUUGCCCCGUUUCCCCUUCAGUUUCCUUCCUUUUCCUUUGGUGCUAUCUUCCUGUGUCACACAUAUUCUCCCCUUCCAAAUUUUAUAUAGAUUGAAACCAUCCUAUGUGUUUUUUAUUUAUAAAAAUAGUUUUAUUGGACUCCA